Geodia barretti is the source of this 238-nucleotide messenger RNA. The record is from the annotation of a GenBank genome assembly. Lineage: Eukaryota; Metazoa; Porifera; Demospongiae; Tetractinellida; Geodiidae.
CACCUGUGUGACUGACAGAGAUAUCGUCUAUGCUUCAUUUGUCAGUGAAGUCUUUGUUCCAGCAUUCUAUGUGGUGGUGGAUCACACUCAAAACACUGUUGUGGUUGCUAUUAGAGGCACCUUCAGCAUCAAGGAUGCUCUAACUGACCUGAGUGCUCAGGCAUCACUGCUCACCUCAUCAGAGACUGGAGGAGAGGUUUAUGGACACAAGGGCCUGGUUGCUUGUGCUCAUGCUCUA